CCGUGUGACAGGGGGAGACGCUUAUCCAACGGUCCCCAAGCAAAAUCAUCGUGUGUACUUGGUACUAGUUUAGUAAAUUUGCAGCACAGUUAUUUCCACUGUUGAUGGCGGAAGUAAACAUCAAAUUGGCCAUGUAAUAGGCCCAUUUUUAUUAAUAGUGUUAUUUAUUUGUAGGUUAGGACCAGGUAAAAAAUUAUGAGGCCUAAUUUUAAUAAUCCUUGCCUCUACAUAUGAAUAUGAAUACACAACAAACAGUUCAGUAGUUUUAUUUCAUACAGUUGUUUGUGCCAAGCUAUAAGAAGAGUAAGAUCAUAGUCGUCAUAGACAUUAUAUCAUUAUAAAAACGAAAAUUGAAGAGUUGUGACAGAGUAAACUCUGCUACUGUUAAGACUAUAACAUAAAUAUCACAUUGCUUAACCAGGCUUAUGCGACAUAAUGUGGAUGACCAAUUCAGUGAAGAACGGACCAACGCAAUUGUGGCUAUUUGUAAUUGUUAUCUUAUGCGCCCUUGACGGUUGUAAGUACUUGUACAACUAAGAGUCUAAUUGUAUACUAUUAAUUAUCUAAACAAACUAGUAGCUAAGUAUUAGUAGUUAGUAGACUUGUGCCAUCAAUUUUGAAAUAUUGUCAGUAAUUGUGUGACUUACUAUAAGUUAAAAGGAAUCAGCCUUCAAUCCUUUUAUUAAUAUUAAUUAUAAUAAUAAUAGUUAUAUGUCUACUAGAUGCAUAGUGAUAAUGCAUAUCAUAGGUAACUAUCACUUAAGUCUUACUCAUAAGCCUCAAUCAUAGUCAUAGGCCAUUUAAUUUUUAUUUUGACUUAUGCACACUAUAAUUAUAUUCCUAAUAAUAAAAUAUCAUAUUGACACAUUGACUAUUGAGACCUAUGGAUUUAAAUUUUAAUAGUUUGACGCCAUAAACUCACAUCUCCUUUUUUUUUUCUCCAUUUAUUAUUAAAAUUCUUUCAGUUAUGUUUAUAUUUAUUAUAACUUUCCAACUUUUAUUUUCAUUAGCUUUUUUAAAAAUUUAUUAGUAAUGAAUUUUAAUAAUAAAGUAUAUUUCCACUUCUAGCUAAUUUUUUUUCUUGACUUUAUUUUGCAGGUGGUGGUAUCUACUGUUUUGUGUGUAAUUCUAUAAAUAAUGACGCCUGUGGAGAUGAUUUUCGCAUUUCUACGAGUGACAGUAAACUGAGAAUGCAAUGUGAUGGUGGAAGCUGUAUAAAGCGCAGGGCAACAAGAGUUGGUAAGUAAUCAAAAAUUCACUCUGACAAGAUUACCUUAUGCAAUCUGUUGGAAAAAGGUUGGUUUUGGGAGAGAGAAAAAUUUCUUGAAAUGUCUAGAUUUACCAAGAAAUAUCAGAAUACAGGAUUUUUACAUAUAACUAUUUGUGACCCCACCAUAUCUAAACCUAUUUUUUAAAACUUUUGGCUGUUUUAGUUAUUCUUUAAUGAUACAAAUCAUAAGAGUGUUGGACUACGAUAAAGCUUUAAAGUAAAUUUUUUGUCUGGGUUUGUGCCCACUCUUAUUCUUUUCAAUUUUUGAGGUAGGAUAUAAUAUAUUAUGUAAUUUUAGUUUCUACUUAUUCAAAUGUUGUAUUUAUUUACAGAUGAAGGCAUUUGCCGAAACGUUGACAUUUGUAUUUUGUAAAAUCAUCCUUAAAGCUGAACAUAUAUUUUUUUAUUUACACAAAUUGUUUCUAAUUAGUUUAAUGGUACUGUCACUGACAAAAUCUAUGGAUUUAUAUACAUUCAUUAAAAAAAAAUCACAAACACAAACCGCUCCUUCUUCCUGUGGUGGAAUUCUUUCAUAAAAAAUAUGACCAAUUAACUCUACAUUUUCUAUAGGCUUAUUCUGUACUUAUAAAAAAGUGAAAAUAAAACAAUUUAAAAAGAAACCUUUUACAAGUUAAUCUCAAAAUAUAAACAAUAAACCCUUAAAUAGAAUUUUUGCAUGAUUUAACAUUUAAAAACAGCUUAACCCCAAACCCUGUUAAUUAGGAUUUUUAUAUCUUAAUUUUUAAAAAUAGUUUAUUACCAAUGGUCUUACUACUUUGUUUCAACCAUCAAGGGUUUUACAAAGGAAAAAAGAAAGAAAAAAAAAGAAUAUCUUCUCUUUUUUUAAAUAAUAAAUUACUUUCACAUUUUGAAUGCAUUUAAUAUAUUUUCAGAAGGCUCUGUGAGAAGAGUGGAAAUUAUCCGCAGUUGUUAUAACCGCUUGUCGGAGUCAUGCUUUGAUGAGUACUUCAAUAACGUGAAGCAGUAUACGUGUGCCUGCAAUUAUGACUUUUGCAAUGCUUCUGUUAAACCUAACCCACAGUCUCUCACAGUCAUCCUUUUUGCUCUUCUGAUUGCAAUUUUAUUCCCAAAAACUCAUCAUUUGCCUUCACUUUAGCAUGUCACUGAGGAGGGAGAUGAUUACAGGACUAGUUAGUUUCAUUGCCUGAAAUUGGUGAGGAUAUCUAAAAAAAAUCAAUGUGUGUAUUUUAAAAAUAAUUUGUCUGUAUUCGCGCAAAAAAGCCAUACACCUACAAAGAUGGUUAUUGACAUUUGUCUUCUAUUUUGUUGUGUCACCAAAUGGCAACAGGAACACAUUUAAAAAAUUCAAACCGAAUCUUCUGCUCGCACUAUUGACUUUUCUUUCCCAGGAAUUUUAUAAUACAACUUUAUAAACUUGCAAUUCUUACACAGUAAUUUUUGUGUCAUGACCAUUAUGAGGAGAAGAAGAUUAUUUCCCCCCUCAUUAUUGAUGCUCAAUUUUGAAACAUAAGCAUGUUUGCCUGUUGGUUGGCAGCGCCUAAAAUAUUUCCUAUUUUUUACUUUUACACACAUUUUAUUCAUUUUCUGAACAAUUUUGUUUUGAGUAUAUUUUGUUGAUAUUAGAUUGAUGUACUUUUUUUAAGGACUAUUGAUUUGAUCAGAUGGUAUGCACGUAAUUGCAUAGGCCUGGAUUACAUAAGUAAUGGCUAGGGCCAAUGUUGUUAAGAAAAACACUUUGUCAAUAGAAUUUCGGAAUUUAGCUGCAUUAAGAAAAAAAUAUUUAACUUAAACCGCUAAUUGUUAUUACAUAUCAGUAAAAUAUUUUUUCAAUUUAUCUAAAAAAUUGUUGAAUUGAAAAAAGGUUAAAGCCUGCACUGAUUUAUUUUUUUCUAGCAAAGCUGUGUAUAUAAAAUUUCAAAUAUCUAAUUGUUGAUGUAACUAUGAGAUGUUUCAUAUGACAUUCAUCUGUAUAUAGUGUGUGAUUAAUUGUCAAUGAUUGCAUUUUCAUAUUCAUAAAUGUGCUAUUGGAUAAAAUUUAAAUUAAAUUUCAAUUUAUUUUUACAUUAUUAACUAAAAACAUGGUUGACGGCAAAUAUUUAACACAUUAAUACAAAGACUAUGCAUAUUAAGAUUACUUCUUUACACUCCAGCUGAACUAUGUUGUUUAGCAUUAAUUCAGCCUGCAUGUGUAAGACAACACACGAGAAACUGAACACCACUGUUGACAUUCAGCUCCAUUUGUGGGAGGUGCAUGUAGUGUCAGGUUUCUUAUAUGUAGACUCUUCUUUAUCAGGCAGGACUCACAUCAAAUGAUUACUUGCAGUAUGUUCUCUUGUAAAUGAAUCAAGUUGCUGAGUUGCAAUAAACAAUAUGACCAAGCAGAUUGUCAUGCGUUAUAUUAUUUUACAUUAACAUUGUUAUACUAAAUAAAAUAAACUGAUUAAUUAAAUGCGACCACUUGCUUAGGCAAUAUUGCAGCA
Molecule: messenger RNA, 3732 nt
Organism: Lymnaea stagnalis (great pond snail)
Lineage: Eukaryota; Metazoa; Mollusca; Gastropoda; Lymnaeidae
Source: the annotation of a GenBank genome assembly